AUGAACGAAGAAGAUAUCUCCAGUAAGAUCUCUGUCAAUCUUUUAGACGAAACUGUUUGCUUAGAUGGCGAAGAUCUCACCGAGUUCUGUUUUUACCCCAGUUCUUCUGAGAGGCAGAACCACGUCUACUGGGACCUUGUGCAGUACCCAAUCCCGCCUGAUGCCAAUCUUCAGUCUGUUAAAGCUAGCAUCAGAGCAGCUCUGGAUAAAAUGGGACUUCAUAGUUGUGAGACAGUCUUUGUCUAUGGUGGCAUAAUGAACCACAGCAAAGAUGAUUUGCGCAAGGCGAGAAUCUUACACUUACCACAAGGUGAAUUGGCUGUGGACCUUCUUUUUAGAGCAGCAAACUCGAGGUCUCCACUAAAUUUUAUUGUGAUCCCAAGACCAGACACAAAAAGUGAGCUGCACAGGGUUCUCAAGGGUUUACAAUCGAGGCAUCACAAUAUUCUCUUAGUAAACCCCCAUGCACAUGACGGUCCAUUUCUAUUUGAUUCUGGACAGUCAAUAGUUGAAUGUACAGAAGAUUUAGAUGGAGGAAAGCCUAUCAUUGGAGGGAGAAGGACGGGAGAUACUACUCCUGUGAUCAAAGAUGCACGCAGUCUCGCCUAUCUGUUUGAAUCCGUCUCUAAAGCUCCUGGGAGGACGGCGUUCGUCUUCUGGGACUUGGCCAAGUACAUAACCCCUACUGAAGCCAAUGUCGUACCUUUUGGAACUGGUAUCAGAGAAGCUCUUCAACGACUCGGCCAUCAUGGUUGUGUGGAAAUCCUGGCGUUUGGUGCUUACAAACUGACGUUGAGGCGCGAUUCUGACUCUUACAAAAAAGCCAGAAUCAUACGCAUACCAGAAGGGUUAUAUGAAAAUGCUUGGCAACUUUUCUUACGGUCGAAUCCAGGACCUUUGAUGGUAAUCCCAACAAUAGACCCAUCGUGUCUUCGUUUCUCCGGUCCGGACUGGUCACUUAAUUCGUUGUUGCGGAAACCGGGACAUUACGAUCUUCUCUUCGUGACGCCGCCGCCUGUUGAUGAAGGCACCCCAGAAGAUGUUAAAUUUCUACACAAUGCACAUUUAAUACUUGGUUGUACAGAUGGUUUCUAUGAAGGCAAAAAAAUCACGAGAGGGAGAAGAGAGGUGAAAGAUAUCCAAGAAUUCUCAAAGCCUAUCACAUUCUUGAAAGGGGCAACGGAAGGCCAGUUCGUGUUCGUGUUCUGGAACCUCGAGGAUUUCCCAUUCCCUACUGGUUUGACUCCUGAUGCGAUAUAUGAGAAAAUCGAAUCAGUAUUUCUUGCUUAUGGUUAUGAGCUGAGGAACAUGUUGAUAUGGGCAUAUGUUGAUGACAAGGAAGGGUCUUGGGGUGGGGAUUUCCUGAGGAAGAAGACUUGGGAAUCAAGCAUCUACUUCCUUCCCGUUGGAGGGGAUAAAUCCGCCAUACGUGAUAGAAUGUUACAUGACAUCCUUUUAUGGACAAAGGACUCUCAUCCUGCUCCAGCAGUAUAUUUGGUCAUAGUAUCAAAUGAAGCUAAUAUCAUAGCUGACAAGGAGUUCUCCUCUGCGCUUGAAAUGUUGGCUAAGAUGUCUAAAAAUGUUAUCGUAGAAACUGGGAGCUCUUUUUUCCAGUGUUAG
Microthlaspi erraticum is the source of this 1620-nucleotide messenger RNA. The record is from the annotation of a GenBank genome assembly. Lineage: Eukaryota; Viridiplantae; Streptophyta; Magnoliopsida; Brassicales; Brassicaceae.